Molecule: messenger RNA, 1757 nt
Organism: Mizuhopecten yessoensis (Yesso scallop)
Lineage: Eukaryota; Metazoa; Mollusca; Bivalvia; Pectinida; Pectinidae
Product: sialin-like
Exons: 11
Coding region: 50-1564 (504 amino acids)
Biological process (GO): transmembrane transport; monoatomic anion transport
Molecular function (GO): transmembrane transporter activity
Source: RefSeq, a predicted model, not a curated record
AAAAUUCGAGUACUGUUAUUUCAUAUGAAAAUACGAAGUAAUUGAUGUCAUGGCAUCGAAUGCAAAUUCGCAAACUAAAGGAUAUGGCACCCGUCAUACCUUCACGAUUCUGUCUUUCAUUGGAUACUUCCAUCUAUAUGCGUUGCGGUUCAACAUCAGUAUCGCCAUAGUAGCUAUGGUUAAACAUAAAGACACUCUUCCAGCCAACAAUUUCACUGAAAUAACCGAAUGUCCGGACCCUGGAUACAACAAGACAACGAAAAUGUCGAAUCAGGCUACCUAUGAUUGGGAUGAGGCUACCCAAGGGCUGAUACUGAGCUCUUUCUUCUACGGGUAUGCCCUCACACAAAUACCUGGGGGAUUCCUGGCAGAGAAAAUCGGAGGGAAGAGGUUGUUCGGAUAUGGCAUUCUCAUAACCGCCAUUCUAAGCCUUCUGACACCAGUAUCUGCUAAGGUCGGUACUUGGGCAGUGGUGAUCGUACGGGUAAUGAUGGGCCUCGCCGAGGGUGUUACCAUACCUGCUCUCUCGUCAAUGCAAGGGAAAUGGCUGCCAAGAUUAGAGAGAUCAUUACUAUCAAACAUAGCCAACGCAGGUGCUCAUUUCGGUAACGUGAUCUGCUUACCUAUAGCGGGAUAUCUAAGCUAUUCUGAUACACUUGGGGGAUGGCCCUCUGGAUUCUAUAUAUUUGGUGGAGCUGCAUGCGUAUGGUUCUUCUUCUGGCAUUUUAUGGUAUUUGAAUCCCCUGCAGUACAUCCACGCAUUGCGCCGGAUGAGAAGCAGUACAUCGAAAGCACCACAGGCGUCCGACGUCGCAAGCGCUAUCCAACUCCUUGGAAGGCUCUUCUGACGUCAUCAGCAAUGUGGGCCAUCAUCCUGACAGCUUUCCUGCAAACAUGGGGUGGUUACGUCACACAUACAACAUUGCCAAGAUACAUGCACACCAUACAAAAAUUUGAUAUCGCACAGGAUGGUGUCCUGAUGGCGUUGCCGAACCUGUUCAACAUAUUCGCAAGUGUUGUCGGAAGCUGGUUUGCAGACUUCUUAUUGAAAAAGAAAUGGCUGUCAACAGUGGUUGUGCGGAAACUACUAAACACCUUAGGUUUACUUCCGGCCGCGUUAUGCGUGCCAUUUAUCCCCCUUGCCGGAUGUGAUCACGUCACAGUGGUCGCGCUUAUUGUUGUCGGAAACGGUAUGUUGGGCGUGUGUGGGUCAGGGCUAUGGGUCAACAUCCUGGAUAUCGGCAACAACUUCUCUGGAAUAACGAUGGGUCUGGCCAACUUUUCUGCAAAUUUAUCCGGAGUUAUAGCCCCUUAUUUUGUCGGCCUUAUGACAAAUGAUAACGAAACAAUGGAACAGUGGAAUUCAAUAUUCUACGUGUCAAUGGCUCUCUACCUACUAGGAAUCUUCGUCUUCAUCGUCUUUGCCAGGGGGUCAGAACAAUCGUGGAAUCAUCUACCACAGACCGAAACAGACAUUGACGAACAAGACAAGGAAAAAAACAAUACUCAGGACCGGGAGAUAAACCAGUCUCCAUAUAAUGGAAAAAACACCGAACAUUUAUGAAUUAUUUGCGGAAGCCAUUGCUGCAGAGGUGGUUUUACUAGAGGGCUGUGUACACAUUGUUUUCGAGGAUAUUAUACAAGCUUUAUUCAAAGCUCUGAUACUCGAUAUUUGUGUAACACUUCUGACUUGUUCGUAAGGGAUAAAUAUUGCAAAGUCGAUUUAAUGGAUUUGUUGUGUCAGAGAUUUUUUUUUA